AUGACCGGUUACAAGAGAGCUAAACUCAGUCAGUUAAAUAGGUUAGUUACUUUGAAAAACAAAAAUUCGGCACAGAAACACCAUGCUUCCAAUGUGACAUCCAAAUCUAUCAGUGAUUUAAAUUUAGCGAAGAAGCUGGAAAGUUUGUUAGGACAAGCAACGUGUACUUCAUAUCCAGAUCACAAGAUACAAUCAAUUCUUUGUUCUGUUGAUAAAAUCAAGAACAGUUACUUGCGCAGUGAACGUCCUCCACAAGGAGCAUGUGAAAUGCCAGAUAUCGGAAUUCAUCCGUAUGUACCGAAAGGUCAACAGUCAUUCUUCGAUCUGCCUGGCCUUUUAGAACAUCCGAAUAUCUCUGUACACUUACCCUUACUAGAGAAAAAAGAUAAUUCUUCCAGUUCCAUUAAAAACAAUGAAAAUUAUUGCAGUCUUGUUCUUAUCAUAUCUGUUGCAGUCUGUUUAUUUGCUGUUUGCCUAUUAUUUUAUUGGCGAACCAAUAAUUCUGGUAUUAGAAAAUCUUUCCGCGGCUUCAAUGUCCUGAUCACUGGUGGCUCAAGCGGGAUCGGUUUAUCUCUAGCUAAGCUGUUUUACGGAGCUGGCGCAAAUGUAACUAUCCUUGCUCGAGACCUGAAAAAACUGCAGUCUGCACGGGAAAUCAUAAAAUGUGGGAAAGAUAGGAAUAAUGAUGUAUUCAUUCUGUCUGUUGAUCUGACUUCAAAGUAUGGUGUUUUGGAUGAAAUCCUGAGUAAUCACGUCGCUGUUCUUGGAUCUGUCGAUAUUUUAGUAAAUUGUGCAGGCUACGCUGUUGCGCGCAAGUUCUUGGAUACUCCUACUGAUGAUAUUGAGGGAAUGCUGCAUCUCAAUUACUUAUCUGCUGUUCAUGUAACAAGAAUUUUAUUACCUUACAUGUUAGACCAGAAAGUUCACCAAACUUACGAGCGACGCAUAGCCUUUGUUUGUAGUCUUGCUAGUCAAGUUGGUGUUUAUGGUUAUGCAGCGUACACAGGAAGUAAAUAUGCUUUACGUGGUUUCGCAGAGACUUUGGAAACUGAAUUAGGAAAUAAAGGCCCGUUCAUAACAAUUGCUUUUCCACCAGAUACAGACACUCCAGGAUACCUUCGUGAAAAUGUUGGUAAACCAGUUGCAACUAAAGCUAUUUCGUCUACUGCUGGUUUAGCAUCACCGGAUGAUGUAGCCAAGUCUGUUUAUCUGGAUAUAAUAAAUGGAAAAUUGAUUAGUACAUAUGGACUAGAGGGAGCAUUUCUUUCUUGGAUAUCUGCUGGUAUAUUUCCUCCUGUAAGUGUACGAUGUCGUUAUCUUACUGAUUUUCUUCCGGGUAUUAUUGGUGCUUGUUUGGAGAUUUUAGCUGCAACACCACUUCGUGCUAUUGGAAUUGUAUAUGCUUUCUGGAUGCGAUAUAUUUCAUUUAAAUAUAGUGAAUAA
Molecule: messenger RNA, 1443 nt
Organism: Schistosoma turkestanicum
Lineage: Eukaryota; Metazoa; Platyhelminthes; Trematoda; Strigeidida; Schistosomatidae
Source: the annotation of a GenBank genome assembly